Pseudozyma flocculosa PF-1 is the source of this 2106-nucleotide messenger RNA. RefSeq lists its product as uncharacterized. Gene Ontology annotation, biological process: transmembrane transport. Bases 1 to 2106 code for a protein of 701 amino acids. NCBI's taxonomy places the organism in Eukaryota, Fungi, Basidiomycota, Ustilaginomycetes, Ustilaginales, Ustilaginaceae. The record is from RefSeq and is a predicted model, not a curated record. Gene Ontology annotation, molecular function: transmembrane transporter activity. The transcript is spliced from 2 exons.
AUGUCUUCGGCUUCCCUCGACCCGCUCGACCUAGGCAGGCCCAGGUCUGGCCGGCGCGCCCCCGCUUCGACCUCGUUUCAGGACAGGCUCGGCCUCGAUGCCCGGAUCACGAAGCUCAAUCUCGCCGCCUUCCUUGCCCACUGCUCGUCUUCGAUCCUCUUCCUCGUCUUUCUCAACGCCGCACAGCCCUUUGUGAUCCAGCAGCUGGGCCAGGCAUGCCACCGCGACGAUGCUCCCGCCGACAGCCGCAAGGUCGGCGCGCUCAGCGGCACCCUCAUCUUUUCCGACGAGCUCCUCUCGACGUUCCUCGCGCCGCUCUGGGGCGCGGUAGCCGACCUGUUUGGCUUCCACCGCGUCGUGCCCAUCGCCUACGUGUUUGUCGCCAUCGGCCUGCUCGUCUUCACCGCACCAUCGCAGCCAUGGCCAGGCUUGCUGCUCGCCAGGCUCGUGUUUGCCGUCGGAGGCAGCGGCGUCACAGCCAUGCUCUCGGCGAUCCUCACCGCAUAUUCGCACCGCCAGUCGGAAGGCCCGAACCCGUCCGCCAACGCUCCUCAACAGCCAGCGGAUCGGGCCGAGCCGCCGGCCAGCACCGAGCCCGCCCCGCCUCGGUCCGAUGCUGCGCUUGAUGGCCCUGAGGCUGUGGCUGCCGGACAGCCAAAGCAGAGCCGCAGACGCAGCAGGCACGGACGCCUGGCCGCUCUGGCAGGCGUCUUUACCGGCUUUGGCGCACUCCUGGCCGUCUUUGGCCUCCUUCGCCUUCCUCAGGCGCUCGCAAAGUACUUUGACCAGCAAGAGGGCCGCCACCAUCGCGGAUCGACCGGCGACGUCGGCAUCCGCCGCGCCACGACAGCCACCUUUGUCAUCGCCGCGGCAUUCGCCUUCAUGAUCGCAGGCAUCAUGGCCCUGGGCCUGCGUUCGCCCGAGGACAAGCCGGCCGGCCUCUCGAGGGAGCGAAGGCUCGCCGCACGCGUCCAGGCCGACGCCGACGACUACGGCGCCCUGCAGGACUCGACCAUUACCAUACUCAGCGAUUCGAGGGCGGCACGCAGGACGCGGCUUCGGCAGCGCCAGCAGCGACGCGAGAUGACAGGCUGGCUCGCAGUCGCCAAGCGCACCCUCGGGGCGUUUGCUCGCAGCUCGGCGGGCGGCUUCCGUCUCAUUGGACCGGUCCGACCUCGAGUAGGCCUCACCACGGAAGGCUACCGGUCGCGAGUCCAGGCGGCGAGCGAGCUGCGGAUGGCCUAUCUCGGUGGCGCUCUGGCGAGGGCCUGCACCAUCGGCACAACAGCCUUUCUGCCCCUCCUCAUCGCGCAGCACUACUACACGUCGGGCCUGUGCAACACGCUACCGUCGCCGGACCCUCGCGCGCCUCUCCCGCCCGAUGAAAUCAAGAAGCUGUGCCGACAGGCUUUCACGGCCACCGCCAUCCUCGGAGGCACGAUCCAGCUCACGGCGCUGAUGCUGUCUCCCAUCAUCGGCCUCCUGUGCGACUGGCUCACACCGACGGUCACGCUCUCGCUGACCUCGGCGUCUGGCGCAGCCGGCUUCUUGCUGCUCGGUCUGGGCCCAAAUGGACUCCGCGGCAACAGCAAGACGGGCGAAGAAGUACCCAACCCGCUGUCCACGCUGUCCAUCCUGGCGGCCAUGGCAAUCGGCUUCGGGCAGAUCGGAGCCAUCGUUGCCAGCCUGUCGGGAUGCGCCCGGGCGCGCUCGCACCUGCUCGAUUGCGAAGACGAAGACGAGCGGCGAGCGCUCGCCACGUCAGAUGAGCCACCAGAGCAAGAUGAUCCGCAACAGAACGGUCGGGAACACCCGCGAGAGACGGAACGAUUGCUGACCCGGCGCAGUAGAAGGUCUGCGUCUGCAGCGAGGACCGACGGGCCCAAGCCUGCGGCCGGUCCAUUAGGAUCAGCCGGGUCCAUCGCGGGGGCGUACACAUGCUGCGGCUCGAUUGCCAUCCUCGUCGUCUCCAAACUGGGCGGCGCGCUGUUCGACCUGUUCGCGCCGGGUCCGUUCCUGCUCAUUGCUGGCCUGUCGGCUUUCGUGACGCUUCUCGGUCUCUCCACGACAUUGCUGGGGAUCGUCGCGGACCGACGUCGGCGAUGA